CAGUAGUGAUUAUAUUCUCUUUACCAGCUGCUUGUGGCAAACAACAGACUGCAAGCUACGGCAAUGGCUUGGCUUGGCUUGGCAUAUACGCUUACACCCCGUCAUCAGUCCACACGCUUGCCUGUGCUUGUGUUGUUACUUGUUUGCUGUUUUUUUGUCGAUCAGCCAGACCCUCAAAAUAAGUUGCUAGGUCUCCUUGUGAGGUGUAGGUUCUUGCAGAAUGCAAUCUGCAAAAUCUCAAGUUUUAAUCAUUUCUUUGGUGUAAAGAUGGAUUGGACUUCAGUUUGUAAUCAAUUCAAACAAACUUGGCUUACAACUCUUCUUAGUUUGAUUUUAUUCUCUGGAGUUACUUACUUCUUGAUAUGGUCCGAGGGUCAAACAAUCCAAAGUAACCUCAUCUUGGAAGAACUAGUUUCUGCUGCGGAGAGUAUAGAUGUGCAUGCAGGAGAUGAAGCAGAGCGUUACGAAGGCCGUGUUGUGCACAUUGUAGGCCCUUUGAGAGUCUUGGAGCCAAUCUCAGAGCCUGACUAUAACAUUCACGUCCAAGCUGUGAAGUUGAGAAAAAGAGUGCAAAUGUAUCAAUGGAUAGAGGAAACUACUGAAACAGAAAAUUUCUUAAGUGAGGCAGCUGAAGAAUCUCAAAAAACAUAUUGGUACCAUAAAGACUGGAGAGACUAUGUGGUGGAGUCGUCCUUAUUUUACAUCAGACCAGGCCACCAUAAUCCAACCUCUUUCCCGAUGUUUAGCGAAACCCAUAUAGCAGAUAAUGUUAAAAUUGGAUGGAUGCAUUUAGGCUUAGAUGUAAAAAGGAAGGUAAAUGACUAUUAUGAAAUCUGGUCAGACACAAGACCUGACCGCAGCGAUAUUAAACUGCAUUCCGGCUUUUAUUAUCAUGGGAACAGUGCCCUGGAACAUGAAAUAGGUGAUCUUCGAAUUCAUUUCUCUUAUGCAGGACGAGAGGAUGACAUUUACACAGCAGUGGGUGUGGUUGAGAGGGGUGUGCUUCAACCGUACAGUCCAGAGAAUUUUCCAACGGCAGACCCAUUAUCAUUAAUGAGGAAGGGCUCGUACAGUCUCAAGCAGUUGUAUGAUUUGGAGAAAAGUGUGGCUAAUACACAUACAUGGAAAUACAGGAUGCUAGGAUUCGUACAAGUUUUUGCAUCUACUAUGACACUUCAUCCUGAAUGGCUGACUCUUUUUAUGCAGUGCCAAUGGAUUUCAAGCAACUUAAGGAGGUGCACAAGACUUUGGAUUAACUUAGUUUUAUCAUUUUCGUAUACACUGUUCAUUAUAUCUAUACCAUGGUUGUUUCACAAGCCAUCGUUUGGUGUUAUGAUACUUGGCGGCGCAAUACUGCCCAUACUUCACUAUUCCACACUGUUUAGUCGAGACACUGCCGAAUCAACAAGAUAUUCCCGCUGGGAAGAUCGCUGACCCAUACACAUUACUUUGUGGAAGUUGCUCAAAAUGGUUGUUUAAUAUAAUACUAGCGGAUGCCCGCGACGUCAUUUGCGUGGAUUAAUUUUGGGGAACUCUGAUUUUCCGGGAUAAAAAUCAUGUCACUAUCCAGGGUCUUUUAACUGAGAAUUACAUCCAUGCAAUCAGUCACGCAGGUCCAUUGUUCGGCGUGAUUGAAGAGCAGAUCAACAAACAAACAGUUUCGCAUUUAUAAUACGACUAGUGAGUUAUAACUUAUAAGAAUGAUAUAUUUUUACACAAACUAGUAUGGUUUGGUAAUACUUUUACCUGGACUAUUUUUACAACUCCAAAGACCAAAAAAAAUCACUGAGAUUUGUAAAAUUUGCUAAUAUGUCACAUUUCUUGGCUACUUCCGAGGGCGAAGGAAGAAGUAUAGGACAGACAGACAGACAGCAGAGUGACAUUAAUAAGACUCGAAAUCCUGAAACUUAUAAAUAAAUAAUCGCACAUACCUUAAUCAAAAUAUUUAUAUGAAUUAAAAUAAUAAUAUAUUAAACAUUAUCAAUUUGUUCAAUUGAAUUAUUUAGUUUUAAUGUUUGUUCUAGUCAUAAUAAUUAAGAAAUAAAUAUUUUUUUAAUUAAAAUGACAAAACAUGUUUUUAUUUAAAGUACCAAAAACAAUAUAACUUAAAACACUAAUACUAAUAAUAAUAAUAAUUAAUGAGUAACAUUAUAAAUGAGAAUGUACAUGGUAUUAUUGUUAGAAGGUUUCAUAAUAAUAUUAAGACAAGGAACAAUCCUGCAAGUAAUUAAAUAAUGUUUUUUCAGUACAAUUUUUGCCAUAAUGGUAUGGUAUCUUGUAAACAACAAACAUUUAAUUAAUUAUUAUUAUUUUAAUAGUUAGCUUAAGUUAAUAGCUUCUUUUCUAUUAUACUGUGUACCUAGUAAGGUACAUAGUAUAAUAGAAUAGAAGCUAUUAACUUAAUAUUCGACAUGAUACUAAUUGUUGAAAAUGUAUUCAAUUUGUCGGAAUUGGCAUAUCAGAUAUCAGAUUGGUUUGUUUAGUGUAAAAGUACAAUUUUCAUUGAACACUUAUACAAUAAAUUUAUUUAAAUACAUUAUAA
Maniola jurtina (meadow brown) is the source of this 2542-nucleotide messenger RNA. It is a transcript of the gene Tmem43, whose product is annotated as transmembrane protein 43 homolog. The record is from RefSeq and is a predicted model, not a curated record. Lineage: Eukaryota; Metazoa; Arthropoda; Insecta; Lepidoptera; Nymphalidae. Gene Ontology annotation, biological process: nuclear membrane organization. Gene Ontology annotation, cellular component: nuclear inner membrane. Bases 64 to 1434 code for a protein of 456 amino acids. The transcript is spliced from 9 exons.